This is a messenger RNA of Gymnodraco acuticeps, 2370 nucleotides long. Its product is annotated as chloride channel protein 2-like. Gene Ontology annotation, cellular component: membrane. Gene Ontology annotation, molecular function: voltage-gated chloride channel activity. Gene Ontology annotation, biological process: transmembrane transport; chloride transport. Lineage: Eukaryota; Metazoa; Chordata; Actinopteri; Perciformes; Bathydraconidae. The record is from RefSeq and is a predicted model, not a curated record.
AUGUGGAAAAGAAGAAACUCAAUCUGCACGUUGCGCUGUCAGAAGUUCCUGAUCUCACGGGUCGGGGAGGACUGGAUCUUCCUCAUCCUGCUGGGACUCCUCAUGGCAAUGGUCAGCUGGGCUGUGGACUUCUGCAUCGCCAUCUGUUUACAAGCGCAGAAGUGGAUGUACGGGGGUCUGGACAGUAACGUGUUCCUGCAGUAUUUGGCCUGGGUCACCUACCCCGUCGUCCUCAUCACCUUCUCUGCCGGCUUCACACAGAUCCUCGCCCCCCAGGCUGUCGGUUCAGGUAUCCCUGAGAUGAAGACCAUCCUGAGGGGCGUCGUGCUGAAGGAGUACCUCACCUUCAAAACCUUCGUGGCCAAAGUCAUCGGCCUCACCUGCGCUCUGGGCAGCGGCAUGCCCCUGGGCAAGGAGGGUCCGUUCGUACACAUCGCCAGUUUGUGUGCCGCUCUCCUCAGCAAGUUCAUGUCUCUGUUUGGAGGAAUCUAUGAGAACGAGUCGAGGAACAUCGAGAUGCUGGCAGCAGCCUGUGCUGUGGGGGUGGGAUGCUGCUUCGCUGCCCCUAUUGGAGGUGUGUUGUUCAGUAUUGAAGUAACGUCCACGUUCUUCGCGGUGAGGAACUACUGGAGAGGUUUCUUCGCAGCGACCUUCAGUGCCUUCAUCUUCAGAGUUCUGGCCGUGUGGAACCGAGACGAAGAGACCAUCACGGCUCUUUUUAAAACGCGUUUCCGCCUCGACUUCCCCUUCGACCUCCAGGAGCUUCCUGCCUUCGCCGUCAUUGGUAUUGCCAGUGGUUUCGGUGGAGCGCUGUUCGUCUACCUGAACCGACUGAUUGUUCAGUUCAUCAGGAAACAGAAGGCCAUCAACAGAUUCCUCAUGAAGAAACGUCUGCUGUACCCCGCGCUGGUCACUUUACUGGUUUCCACUUUAACUUUUCCCCCUGGUUUUGGACAGUUUAUGGCUGGAAAGCUGACCCAGAAGGAGUCUCUGGUGACGUUACUGGACAACCGGACGUGGGCAAGCAGGGCAUCGCCGAGGAGUUCGACUACAUCGGGACACUCUGCGGCCUGGAAACACCCGCAGGUCAACGUCUUCGUCACCCUCGUGCUCUUCAUCGUCAUGAAGUUCUGGAUGUCAGCGCUGGCCACCACCAUCCCUGUGCCCUGCGGAGCCUUCAUGCCAGUAUUCGUCAUUGGGGCAGCGUUUGGCCGUCUGGUUGGAGAAAGCAUGGCAGCCUGGUUCCCAGAUGGCAUCCACACAGAUGGCACCAUCUACCCGAUAGUGCCGGGAGGCUACGCUGUCGUGGGUGCGGCGGCCUUGUCGGGCGCGGUGACCCACACGGUGUCGACGGCCGUCAUCGUGUUUGAGCUGACGGGCCAGAUCUCUCACAUCCUGCCCGUGAUGAUCGCCGUGAUCCUGGCCAACGCCGUGGCCCAAUCGCUGCAGCCGUCGCUCUACGACUCCAUCAUCCGGAUCAAGAAGCUGCCCUACCUCCCCGAGCUGGGCUGGGGCCACCACGAGAAGUAUAAUAUUCGAGUGGAGGACAUCAUGAUACGGGACGUCCGGUACAUCACGCUGAACUGCUGCUACAGAGACCUGCACAACGUCCUGCUGACGGGACACCUGAAGACCCUCGCCUUGGUGGAGUCCAUCGAGUCCAUGAUCCUGCUUGGCUCCAUCGAGCGCGCUCAGCUUCAGGCUCUGCUAUCGAUGCAGCUCGGGCGAUCGAGACGUCUCGAGUUCAUCCGGGAACGAGCCAUGGAGGAGAAGAAACGUCUGUCCGUGGUUUCCAACCUGGGCAGCGAGGACGGCACGCAGCGCGCCAGCCAGGAGGUCCGCUUCCAGAUCUCCACUGAGGAGUCCUCCUUCAGUCCUACUCGUACAGUCCCUCAAAAACCCCUCAAACCUGCGCUGAAGAGACCCUCUGUGGUGGAGCGUCCCACUGAGAUCCCCACCAGCCCAAAUGAUAAUUCAGGUAUUGCUUUAAAGGACCUGUUCUGCGCCAGUCCCGACACAGAAGGCCUGGAGAAAAACAACAACGUGGAGAGCCCCGUGUCUCCUGAACUCAGGAGGCCGUCCAAACGAGUCCGGAUAUCCAUAGUGGAGCCACCAACGAUCUUAAAGAGCUACUUUGUGGACGACGUAGAGGUGGAGGAUGACAUGACCAUUAGAGAGAUUGCAGAGUGGGAGGAGAGGCAGCUUGAUGAGCAGGUCAACUUUACCAACUGCAAGAUCGACCCCGCCCCCUUCCAGCUGGUGGAGCGCACAUCACUGCAUAAGACCCACACCAUCUUCUCCCUGCUGGGACUCGACCACGCCUACGUCACCAGCAUCGGACGCCUCAUCGGGGUCGUCUCCCUCAAAGAG